Oryzias melastigma (Indian medaka) is the source of this 1660-nucleotide messenger RNA. It is a transcript of the gene cldnd1b, whose product is annotated as claudin domain containing 1b. Lineage: Eukaryota; Metazoa; Chordata; Actinopteri; Beloniformes; Adrianichthyidae. Gene Ontology annotation, cellular component: membrane. The record is from RefSeq and is a predicted model, not a curated record.
GAUGGGAAUCGGGUAACAACCAAUGAGUUUUGCGAUAGCGUCAGAGGAGAAGCUAUCUUAUUUCCGGUACUUGUCUGGUGGCAACAAGGCGUCUAAAAUGUUUAUGAACGCUAUUAUGUAAACUAUUUGUAAUUGACCAAACUUACUCUAGAUUCGUUAGGAAUGUAAAAAUAGAACCAUGGUGGAUAACAGAUAUGCGACGGCUCUAGUCAUCGGUUCGGUUCUGAGCCUGCUGGCCGCGGUCUACCUCUCCGCGGCUGUGGGGACUCAGCACUGGUUCCAGUACAGUAGCCCCCCCGCCAACCGGACCACCAAUGUGUCCCGGCUCAGAGAGGACUUUCUGAGGGGGGACUCCAAUGAGAAGAACCACACGGACGUCAUGUUCCGCCUGAACGGCACUCUGGGGUUGUGGUGGAGAUGCAUUCAGGUGCCUCGAGAAUCAGAUCACACCUUUGAAACCAAGUGCGAGUCCUUCAGCUUAAACCAGCAGUUCAUGCCAAAGUACAGAAAUCUCAACAUCAAUGCUGAAGAGGACCUGCUGAGAACAUACCUGUGGAGGUGUCAGUUUCUCCUUCCCUUGGUCUCACUGGCUCUGGUCGUCCUCGCUGGCCUUGUAGGGCUCUGUGCCUGCCUCUGCCGUAGCUUCACUCCAACCUUGGUUGUGGGUGUACUACAUUUUCUAGCAGGUCUUUGCACUCUGGGCAGCGUCUGCUGUUUCCGGGCAGGGGUUGAUUUACUCACCUAUUACCACCCGCCUCCCAAAGGCGUGAAGGGCUCCAUGGGCUGGUCUCUCUACCUCGCCCUCAUCUCCUUCCCUCUGCAGAUGAUGGCAGCCGCUCUGUUCCUGUGGGCCGCCAAGAGCCACCGCAAGAACUACACCCGCAUGAUGGCGUACAGAGUCGCAUAAAUGCAUCAGAAAGUUAAAGCAAACGUCAUUGAAAUGAGAUUAUGGGGAGUAGCUUUCAGUCUUCUAACAGAUGAAAGUAGUUACUGACUACUGUUAUCUAAAGGGAUGAAAUACUUGCAGCUAAAUCCUGAGGUGCUCACACUUAAGUUCUUUUCUUGCAUUUCCAUUUUCCGACAAGUUGUUUAUUUCUGGUUGAGUUUUUAAAUCCUACUUUAAUUUAAAUGUAUUGCUUUGCCUUCUUUUACAUUGCCAAUGCUUUCAAAGCUGCUCACCAUUCAGUCCUUAAGUCCUUUCACUUGUUAAAAAAAAUAAAUGGAGGGAAAAAACCUGUCUCACUCGCCUUUGAAGCAUUGAGUUUUGUUCUAUUUUUGCAUAUUUAAAUGAAAGGCCUUUGCUCUGCAUGCCUUUGUAGCUGACCUUUCCAUCAGCUGUGGUAGUUGUUGAUUUCAGUCUGUGGUUUAUGCCGACUAAAUGUCAGGAAAUGUCACUCACUAAAAAUGGAACCACUUACCUUUUUUUUUUAAAGUUUUUCUGUUUUUAAAAAUAAAGUUAGUUUAUUCAAACAUUAACGUAAGAAAUCAUUUGAAUACGCAAAAAAAAAAGGUCAACUCUUGUGUAUGGUUUUGUACAUGGUGUGUCGUAUUUCAAAAAAUGUAAAGUUCCUGUGUUGUUUUAUUCUGUUCAAAAUAACAACAGAGCCUUAAACUGUGAGACAGAAGCAGCAAUAGACAAAAUAAAAACAUGAACACAGUA